AUGAGUGAAUCACAAGACGACGAGGAAGCGAACCACCCAGACUGGGUAACGUUCGAACCAACGAUAACUACCACAGGAACAACAGCGGACAUUUUCCGCGUCUUCACAUCAGGUGACACAACCAACGAAGUACUCCAAAAGACCAGACAGCAAUCAACAGACAAACCACUCCGAUAUGCGACAGACAGUUCGUGCAUACAGGAAGCCGGGACUAGAGCACCAGUAGAGAGAGACCUAGACGUGAUAAGCGACUCACGGCACAGACACGAGGACAAAGGAUACAUAGGGAAAGAAAACGCACCAGUCAUCCAAGCGAUGAUCGCGUUGCUGCGAGCCAGACCUCAUACAGUACGACUGCGAUGGGUCAAAGGACACAAUGGCCAUACACUGAAUGAAGGAGCAUACCAAUUAGCAAACGAACGCGCGAGGAAGACUCACCCAGAUGAGAUAGAUCUAACGAUCCCGCCCCAGCUAACACAGACUGGCGCGAAGCUAGCUACACUGACACAGAAGUUAGCAUACCAAGGAAUACGACAGAGAGAGAUGACAAAGUAUAAAGGAAGAACACGCACGAAGGACAACAUAACAAAGGCGAUCGAUUACGCCGAACACUACCAUAAGACAUCACCGACGGAAGCUAUGAUAUGGAAGAGCAUCAGACAUAAGGAUCUAAGACGGGAAGCAAGAUACUUCCUAUGGAUGACGACCCACAAUGCGUACAUGGUCGGAUCAAACUGGCUAAGGCCAGGGUACUCAGACAACCUGCAAGCAAGGCAUGAAUGCACAGUAUGCGGCAAAAUAGAAUCAAUGGAACACAUACUCACCGAGUGCACAAUACCCGCACAAGCUGAAGUAUGGGAACUGACCGCAGAGCUAUGGCGGAAGAAGCAAAGACCAUGGCACAAGCCGAUGAUAGGAGGAAUAAUAGGCUGCGCAAAUGCGGCCUUCAAAGAUGAGAAAGGGAAGAUACUAAAGGGGUUAACACGACUAUACCGAAUACUCGUAUCAGAGGCCGCGCACCAGAUCUGGAAGCUGAGGAAUGCCCAAGUUAUUAAUAGCGAGGACAAUGAACCACCGUCAAUCGAUGAGAUAAGGAACAAAUGGAUGAACACAAUCAACAACAGAUUGGCGAUGGACUGUAAGAUGACGAGUAAGAAGAAGUACGGAAAGAGAGCAAUCAAGGAGACGUUAGUAGGAGACACAUGGAGCGGGGUACUCAAGAACGAGAAAUACCUACCGCAUGACUGGACAAAGGGGAGAGUUGAGGUUUUAGUGGGUAUUGAUCCCGGUUAA
This is a messenger RNA of Rhodofomes roseus, 1293 nucleotides long. RefSeq lists its product as uncharacterized. Lineage: Eukaryota; Fungi; Basidiomycota; Agaricomycetes; Polyporales; Fomitopsidaceae. Bases 1 to 1293 code for a protein of 430 amino acids. The transcript is spliced from 3 exons. Gene Ontology annotation, molecular function: RNA-DNA hybrid ribonuclease activity; nucleic acid binding. The record is from RefSeq and is a predicted model, not a curated record.